Molecule: messenger RNA, 5904 nt
Organism: Lachancea thermotolerans CBS 6340
Lineage: Eukaryota; Fungi; Ascomycota; Saccharomycetes; Saccharomycetales; Saccharomycetaceae
Gene: BEM2
Product: GTPase-activating protein BEM2
Exons: 1
Coding region: 1-5904 (1967 amino acids)
Biological process (GO): regulation of GTPase activity; small GTPase-mediated signal transduction
Cellular component (GO): cytoplasm
Molecular function (GO): guanyl-nucleotide exchange factor activity
Source: RefSeq, a predicted model, not a curated record
AUGAAGAGUCUUAGGUGGUCCGGCAGAGGAAAAAAGUCAAGCUCCUCGUCGUCCUCGGAUGACCGCCAUAGCGAGCACAGCUCGCAAGGUCAGGCUUCACCUGCACAGCACUGGAAUAAGCCGGAGGGCUCAUCGCAUUCCACUAAUUCCCAAGCUCUCCAGAAGAAGCCUACCGUCUUUGGCAAGCACAUGACAUCCUCGCCCUCGAUAUAUCUCUCGGAAACUAGCAACCGUUCGAAUCGCAGUCUGUCGUCAAGCAGGGCAUCAAUCACCGGUGAAGAUUUAAAGCACGAGGACACUCACACUAAUUCCACAGUCGCAGAUGACCGUACAACGAUGGUCACAAGCUUUAGCGCUGAGACAAAUGGCACAAGCCGGCAGCAAGUUCCCUUGCCCUCUCUUAACAACGAUAAUUACGACAACACUACAUUUAAGGUCGGUUGGGUUAACAAGGCAGCACCCUUCCAGGCAGCCAAUAAUAGAGACAGUAGGGUUUACGGAAACAGUAGCGCAUCAUUAGAUCCACAGUCUGGAAGUAAGAGAGGCUCGAAUUUCCGGCUUCACAGAGCAGCACUCAGGGGCUGUGUCCUCAGCCUGUAUAAAAGCGGCAUUGGAAACGUCAAAUACUUUGACCCAAACCUGCCGCCCCCAGCCCACCUUAUGGAGCAGCAGUAUCAUGAGACAUUUUCGCCUGCUCAACCUGCUCAGAAGGCUGAAGAGCCGUUGGCAGUUGUGGAAAAACAACAAAACGACCUUUCCUACUUAAGCGAGGAAUAUCCGCAUCCAGAGUUGAAGCUUGAUAAGGAUGGCCGUUUGCUUUCUGGAAGCAACGAAAGCAUAUGUCAUAUGAUUCUUUUUUGCCCUUAUAACAACGACGAGAAUACCCGCAAAAUUAUAGAUGUUUUGCUGAUUCUUCCACUGAUUGACAAGUUCGGCGUCUUCUUGAACAUUUUUCAAUUGUUUGGUGUUACUUUCACUAGGCAUCGCGUAAAGCUGGUAAACUCGGCAAGGCAACAUCAUCAGAUCUCCGCGAAGGCGGAUACACUGAUGACGGAAAGAUUGGCACUUGUAGUCAAAGCAAUCUUGGACGUUUUCUCAGGCUUCCUGCUGGAUGACAAGCUCUUCUCCCAGAUUGUGGACUUGGUGGACAUUAUUUCAUUGCAUGACGACGAAAUCUCUACUAAUUUGAAGGUUUCGAUCGUUGAACGUCAAAACAGGUUAAGCACGCUUUGCUCAUUCACAAAGCAAAGAUCCUCUCCCGAGGAAAUAGGGAUGCUAGUCGAUGUUGAGCAGUUUAUGAAACUCGACCUUGAUGACGUUGCGCGCAGCGUUCACCAAAUCAAUCACAAGUUUAUCAGAGAGUGGAGCCCGCAGAUAGACUACUCUUUGCUGUAUGAGUCAAAGUUCAACGAGAAGCAUAUUUACAUGAAUCCCAUGGUAUUCAGAAAUUCUGAAAAUGUCCAUUUCCUUGGUAGAUUGCUAACAACACAUCUUUUUGUCUCUAACGGAGCAUUCACGCCUCACCAGAGAGCAACGGUGCUCAGCACAUGGGUCCAAUUGGGUUGCAAGUUCGAGAAGUUAGGUGACAUGGUCUCAUGGCUGGCAAUAGCCACCAUCAUCUGUUCUGUUCCUGUAUUGAGGCUCGCAUCUACUUGGCAGUUUGUUCCUGAACAAACGCUAAGAGUUAUUUUUAAAGACUGGGUGCCAACUAUUGUUCAGUUGGAUAGAAGGCAGAUAUCCUCAAAAUCAACUAAUAGUGUCUUCAUCUUGGCUCCUCCAAACCUGAAUGAUUCUCGCAUACGAGAAAGUGUCAUUCCCUUUUUUGGCGAUUUAGCAAUUAAUGCCAACGAUCUUCCGCCUGAUACGAAGUUCAAAUACCUCGAGAAAAAAAUACAUCGAACAAAAAAUGCAUUUUACAAAUGGCACCAGCGUAUCGAACAGGCCAAAAAAUUUGACAACGAAACCGAGCGAAGUGCGCUUGCCAUCCCGGUGGAUGAUGGAAAAAUUACAAACACAAUUUUCCGCUACUGGAAAUACCAUCUGGAUCAAGAACAAAUGAACAUCGAUGCCAUAAUGGACCUGAGUUUGGCUUUAGAGCCUCCUAAAAUCUGCCAAAAGCAAUACUCCGCCACUAGUACUAGAAGGAGUGCACUUCUCACCGGCAGUUAUCUUCCUAUGCUGUUCAAUGAUAUGUUUCCUAAUUACUCAAUUUUUCCUCGCGAUUCUUUGAUCGGAGCAGCAGGCGUUUCUGGGAAUGAAACAAAGAGACGGCCCGUAAGCACACAAAAAGUUGGUGCGCCUCAAAAAUUAAUUCAAGACUAUGACCAAGGAUCUAUUACUGGCGUGGAGAGAAUCGACGAGCCUGUAGCGAAGGAAAUAUCAUCAAAGGUUUCAAACAAGCAAAAACUAUUGAAACUUAUCAGGGAUGCGUUCAACAUCGAUAUGGACAUGUUUCAUAUUUCCGAUGACAUCAUUUUCAAGGCCGCUGAUGACGUUGAUGGCAGAUCGAGACCUGCUAGUGUUGUUAUUGAAACACCUAAGCGUAUGUCUCAACAUUCAUCUAUAACGGCGGCAAGAGAUUCUCAAGACAUCAAUCGGCUAAGUUCUGCCAUGGAAAGUCUUGAUUUUUUCAGCAAUAUUGGAAAAUCAACUGGAUCAAUCAACGAAUCUUUCAUCCAGGUUGUUCUUAAGUGCGCAACGCUUGAUAAAUUGUUUGAUGUUUUGGUUUUAACAACCUCUGUGUUUUCAAAAGUCGUUGAUACGGAAGACCUGGAAAAAUAUUUUUACCACGAGAGGAAAAGACAGAACGGCCGAGCACAAAGCUCGGACAGUGCAUCGGUGGGGCCUUUGGAUUAUGCUUUCGUGAGGCUUCUCAUGGAUAAUGACAUUUUUACGGAGACAUUUUUCAACACUUAUAGAAGUUUCACCACCACGACAAUAGUCCUUGAGAACCUCGCUAAACGAUUCAUAGGAGCUGUUAGCGGUGCUGUUUCGAUAUCGCGUGUUGUCAACAGUGGGAAGCAAAGGUACUCCGGGAGUGUUAACUCAAGUAGAUUUUCCGGAUUUGUUGAUGCGACGAGUAGCAACAGCAGGUUUCCUGCAUGGGACAUAAAGGUUACGGAAGAGGAUGAAGUUAAUUUAACUUACAUGGCGAAAAUUCAAAUUGGGGCCAUGGAGGCUCUUUUGCAUUUGGUCAAUCUUCAUUAUUCGGACUUUACAGAUUGUCUGGUUAACAACACUACGUUUCUAGAUAUUUUGAAGAUCAUGGAUCAAGAAGUCAACGAAGAAUGGAAGAAGAGGGUGGAACUAUUUUCAAAAAGUAAGCUUGAACAACCAGAGUUUCGCGAAGAAGUUGCUGAGCUUGAGCAGCUACAAACUACUUUGAAACUUCUAUUUAAAAAACUGAAAUCUUGCUACCAAAAGCAGCUGUACAGGCCUCUAGGAGUGAGCAAAACGCAGCGGCUUACUCAGAGCUACUUGAAAGAUUUCACCACCAUCCCGUUACGGGAUCUGAGCAUUCAUAUGAACGACCCUGUUCUCGAAGACAAAUUCGUUGCUUCUUUCAACCGCCUGAGCUUUGACGAUUAUAGCGAACUACCAAAGUGGGUAUAUGGGUUAAACGAGCUUGUAUGCGACAAGCUUGCGUUGGUUUCUAACCAGGACUGGGUUGAUGUUUCCCAAAUCUUGGAACUUUUCUCCAACGAAUCUUUGGUAAGCUUGUACCAAUACCCCCUUCACACUAUAUCGCACAGUAUAAUCCAGUCUGCGGGUUCUCAAUUAGAUGAUCUCGAAAUUCUCAAUGUUUUUACAUGGCUGACGACACUCUCGGUCGGAGAGAAUGAAAUGUUGUUUGAUAAGCUGGCGCCUUCUGUUCAGAUGAUCAUAAAGUUGCACAUUUCAAUCACUCAAUUUUUUAUCCUACAAAUUGCUCAUCCUGAUCACACCAUUGAGACCAGAGCAAACAUUUGCACAAUAAUUCUUCAGCUCCUAAACUUCACCCGCUGGAAGAAUUCUUCUAUGGACUUGUUUCAUGACGGAAAACAAGAUAAGUGCACUACUGCUAUAUCGCCACAUGUCCCCUCAUUUCUGGAAACAUGUCUCACUAAUGCUAUUGUUGCACCAGAGUCAAGGUACUACGAGAUGCUAUGGAAAAAUGCUCACAAGAAACUAGCAGGGCCCAAUGCUGCAGAAGUCAAAGAUGUUUCUAACAUUCUUGAUGGCAUUGAUGCGCAAAUAAGGUUUUUUGUCGAAUAUGAUGAGUCUCAAAUUUCCAAGCCCAAAAGCCUCUCGCCUUGUCCUGGGUGGUUGAUAACGAGGCUGCUCGAAAUAUCACAGUUUGUCCCUAACAUGAGCAUAGAGAAUUCUCGUAUGAUAAACUUUGAUAAGCGAAGAUUUGUUAACAACAUUAUUAUAAACUUCAGGGAGAUGGUUCCUUACGUGGGAGGCCAUAGUGAGGAUGGUUCAUCUACAAACUUUGAUAGUGACCUAAAGAACUCAAUUCUCUUUCACGAAAUCGUCGAUAUUGGGAAAGCUUUUAGAAAGUUGGCUAAGGAAAAGGCAGCGGAAGAGGCGCGAAAGAGCAAAUACCAGGCAUCUGGUUUGUUCAACAGCAUAAUCGUUGCAGAGGUGGAUAAGAUCAAGCGGGACCAAAAGAAGAAGAUGGAAUUAACAAUCCAGGAUAACGAUUCAAAGCGUAAAAAUAUGCUAGAGCAUGCGGUGAAGCAUAAAAAUAGGUUAAGCUCUUCACCAUCUUUGUUAAGCCUGGGCCAAAGCCCUGCAAGGGGGCCCCCAGUUGAUCCUGAGUUCCCUGGUGCGGGAAAACGAAGUUCACUUGCUACCACUGGGACGCGGAGCUCCAUUAUAUCAAAUUCGUCUACGCAUAGCAAUGGAAGUAUGGGAAAAAAGCUAGGAGGCUUUUUUAAAAGGCCUUUCUCAAUUGGCGGCUUUUCUAGCUCAUCGUCAACACAUGGAUUGAACGCAAUACUGCUGAGUGGUGUUCAGCCGAAUGGUUCUAUUUCACCCUUUGAACUUCCUGACAUAACAUCCAGCGUUUUCAAGGACACCAAGCCUGUUUAUUCAAUUAGAACCUUUGAAAUUAAGUCGUGCAUACCAGUCAGUGGGAUUAACAAGCUCCCGCAAACCGACCAUAGUUUCAAGAUUGUCAUGGAAAAUGGGGUUGAGCAUAUUGUUCAGGGGACAAGUUACAUCGACAUGAUGGAAUGGAUCAGGCUAAUCAAUAUCUCAAGGAGGUACUCCUUUCACUCUCAGAAGUACAAGGGAAAAACUUCCAACAAAAUUUUCGGGGUUCCUAUCGAGGACGUUUGCGAGCGUGAAUGCAGCAUCAUCCCUAACAUAGUGGUGAAACUUCUAGAAGAGAUUGAGUUACGCGGCUUGGACGAAAUGGGGCUAUACCGUGUUCCUGGAUCUGUUGGAAGCAUCAAUGCUUUGAAAAAUGCUUUUGAUGAGGAAGGAGCGGUCAGUAACUCUUUUACAUUAGAAGAUGACAGAUGGUUCGAAAUCAACACCAUAGCUGGUUGUUUUAAGCUAUACUUGAGGGAAUUACCUGACUCACUUUUCACUAAGGAAAAGCUUCCAUUAUUUGUUUCUUUGGCACUGAGUUACAAGUCGAAUGAAAUUGACUACGAGCAAUUCCAAGCUGGGAUGAAAGAUGCUCUUAAGAGCUUGCCACUUUACAAUUUCCAUAUGAUGAAAAGGACUUUCGAGCAUUUACAUCGCGUAGAUGAACACGUCGAAAACAAUCGUAUGGAUGCCACGAACUUGGCUAUCGUGUUUUCAAUGAGUUUUAUUGAUCAGGAUGACCUUGCAUCUAGCAUGGGUCCAACUCUGGGUGCCCUACAAACAAUUUUGCAGUCUUUCAUACGCAACCCAGCUGACUUUUUCUAA